Molecule: messenger RNA, 945 nt
Organism: Closterium sp. NIES-65
Lineage: Eukaryota; Viridiplantae; Streptophyta; Zygnematophyceae; Desmidiales; Closteriaceae
Source: the annotation of a GenBank genome assembly
AUGCUAGACAAGCUGCUAUCCCAGCAACCUACGAACCCCCAAGUCCAGGAGCACAUGGCGCUAGCAAAGAGGAAGGCAGGCAACACAGCAGCCGCCAGGGCGUGGUACCGCAGUAGCGCCCAGGGCUAUCAGGAGACUCUGGCGGUUGGCAGUCUCUUGGACUCAUGGGACAUUCCUGUCAGCCGCUUCACCCAUGCAAGGCAUUCACACGCAAGGGAGUUAGCAGAUGCGCGGCCUCUGGAGCGAAUGAGUGAAGGCGCUGCAGAGGAGGCUGGACACCUGGGGGACCAGUUUCACCCGAGGAAUCACCUGGGGCGGUGCCUGCAGGCGUGGGCGGGGAUGGAGGCGGAGGAGGGCGACAUGGUUACCAGCAGACAGCUGUUUCAACGUUCAAUGGCUGCCCGUAACCUGCUGGAGCAGGCAGAGAAGAUUCAGCCGGGCAGCCCGGUGGUUCUGCAGUCACGCGCUCUCCUAGAAGCUUCUGUGAAGAACCUGGGUGCUGCCCGGUGUUAUUUCAAGAAGGCCACUGUUGCUGCCCCUCUUGACGCUGCGUCCUGGCAGUUACCUCACAUGGAUCUGCGUGCAACAACCCACCACCUGCUCACCCCGCCCAUGCACUCUCUCCUAUCCCUCAUCCCACCGCAGGCAUGGGCCCUCCUCGAAGCAAAGGCUGGCCGGGCAUAUGCAUGCUUCGAGCGGCAGCAAGGAAAUCUACUCAAGGCCCGCUCGCUCCUAUCACUAGCCCUAACAGCCCAGCCGGGCAACGCUGCGGCGCUGCAGCUAGCAGCAGAGGUGGAGGAGGAGCUGGGGAACGCAGCAGCUGCGCGUGAGCUCUAUGUGCGGGCGCACCGGGCGGAUAGAACGGUGGCAAGGCAACGACGGGGGAUGUAUGAGUCAGCGAAAGAGGGGAGGAGGGGGGAGCAUGAGAGAGGGGCGGUACCGUAG